GCUGUCAUAGCGCUGUGAGCUGUUUAAAGCUUCUUUCUAAACUCUCAGAAAUAACAGAAUCUGUCACUGAAAUAGAGAGACAGAGAAGCAACCUCUCACUUGACUGAUGAGAUUUUGAGCUCUGGCCAAGCCUCUGGGUGUGAAUUCCGGAACAAUGUGGACCUUGGCACUGUGGGUGUUCCCUCUACUUUGCAAAUUCAGCCUGGCAGUUCUGCCAGCUAAGCCCGAGAACAUUUCCUGCAUUUUCUACUUUGACAAAAAUAUGAAUUGUACUUGGAGUCCAGAGGAAGAAAUUGGUGGCACCAAUUAUACUGUGAGGCUGACUUACUCCUUUGGGAAAAUGAGUUUCAUCAAGCAGGUCACAAAUGCUUCGUGUUCUUUUUCCCGUUCGUAUAUAAUACACCCAGAUAUCUGCACUGUUGAAGUAGAAGCUCAGAACAGAGACGGGAGCACGAAAUCUGACAUCACAAGCUGGAACCUCGGCCACAUCGUGAAAACUGAACCACCUAUAAUUUUAAGUGUGAAUCCAAUUUCGCAUCAGAUGUUCCAGAUAUGGUGGAAACCCCGUGAGAAGAUUCCUAUCGAUCCUCUAAGGUGCACCCUUCGGUUCAGGGCUGUGAACAGUACCCACUGGAAAGAGGUCAGUUUCGAGGAUCAUAACAAGGUCUACAACCUCACGGGGCUUCAGGUUUUCACGGAAUAUGUCAUAGCUCUACGAUUCAAGACCAAUGAGUCAAGAUUUUGGAGCAACUGGAGCCAAGAAAAAAAUGGAGUGACUAUGGAGGAAGUUCCGCACAUCCUGGACCUGUGGAGAAUUGUGGGCCCGGCCGGUGUGGAUGGAACGAGGAAGGUGGUGCUGCUGUGGAAGAAGGCAAAAGGAGCCCCCAUCCUGGAGAGAACACUUGGCUACAACAUACAGUACUUUGCAGAAAACAGCACCAACCUCACAGAGAUAAACAAUGUUACCAACCAGCAGUAUGAACUGCUUCUGACGGGCCAGACACACUACGUGUCUGUGACUUCUUUUAAUUUUCUUGGUCAGUCUCAAGAGGCCGUCCUGAGGAUCCCAGCAGCUCAUGAGGAGACCAUCCAGUGCAUCAGAGAUAUGCAGGCCCGCCUUGCUGAGCCUCUGCUGGUGGUGGAGUGGGAGAGCUCCAUUCCCGAGGUGGACUCUUGGAUGGUGGAGUGGCUCCCAGAAAUGGCAGAGUCGGAGUUCUCUGCCCUUUCGUGGGAGUCCGUGUUUCACGUCACAAACUGGACCAUCGAGCAAGAUAAAUUAAAGCCUUUCUUGUGCUAUAAUAUAUCAGUGUAUCCAGUGCUGGGACAAGAAGUGGGCCAGCCAUACACCAUCCAAGCUUAUGCCAAAGAAGGAGCUCCAUGCGAAGGUCCUAGGACCAGGGUGGAGAACAUCGGUCUGAAGACAGCCACAGUCGUGUGGGAAGAGAUUCCCAAGAAUAGAAGAAUGGGAUUUAUCAAUAACUACACCAUAUUUUGCCAAGCUGAAGGUGAAAAAGAAUUCUCCAAGACAGUUAACUCACAAGUCCUGCAGUAUGACCUGGAGUCUUUGACACGAAGGACCUCUUAUACCGUAUGGGUUAUGGCCAACACUGGAGCUGGGGGGACCAAUGGGAAAACAAUAAACUUCAGGACCUCGUCAAUCAGUGUCUUUGAAAUUAUCCUCCUGACAUCUCUGGUUGGAGGAGGCCUUCUCCUCCUUAGCAUCUUCACGGUGACGUCUGGUCUCAAAAAGCCAAACUGGUUGACUCGUCUGUGUUGUCCUGAUGUUCCCAACCCUGCUGAAAGUAGUUUAGCCACAUGGAUCGGAGAUGAUUUCAAGAGGAAGUCCAGUCCUAAGGAGUCUGACAACCCUGGGAGCACAGAAGACAGGAUCCUAAAACCAUGCUCUAUCCCCGCUGACCUCAUUGACAAGUUGGUGGUAAACUUUGAAAACUUUCUGGAAGUCCUUUCUGCAGAGGAAGCUAGGAAAGGUCAGGAGAGCAUUCUGGGAGGAGAGGCGAAUGAAUAUGUGACCUCUCCGUCGAGGCCUGACUGUCCCCCGGGGGGAAGCUUUAAGAGGCCCCCUGCAACCGAGGUUAUUCCUGGAGACACCCAUAACCAGUGUUUGGGAACGACAGAAGAGACAUACACAGAAUUCAAUGAGCAACUUCUGUCUUCCGGUCAGAGUCCAGGACCAGAGCCUCUCAGUGAGGAGCGACCUCCGAAUCCGUAUCUGAAAAAUUCAGUGACCACCAGAGAGUUUCUUGUGCAUGGAAAUAUCCCAGAGCACAUCAAGAGAGAAAUCUAAGCGCCGCUGUGGAGUGAGCCCUCGCAGACUGCGUGGGUCCCUUCCCUAGCAAAGACACCAAGACUUCCAGA
Microtus oregoni (creeping vole) is the source of this 2376-nucleotide messenger RNA. RefSeq names its product interleukin 31 receptor A (gene Il31ra). Gene Ontology annotation, molecular function: cytokine binding; cytokine receptor activity. NCBI's taxonomy places the organism in Eukaryota, Metazoa, Chordata, Mammalia, Rodentia, Cricetidae. Gene Ontology annotation, biological process: cytokine-mediated signaling pathway. Bases 155 to 2305 code for a protein of 716 amino acids. The transcript has 15 exons. Gene Ontology annotation, cellular component: external side of plasma membrane; signaling receptor complex. The record is from RefSeq and is a predicted model, not a curated record.